Messenger RNA from Cuscuta europaea, 1908 nucleotides. The record is from the annotation of a GenBank genome assembly. Lineage: Eukaryota; Viridiplantae; Streptophyta; Magnoliopsida; Solanales; Convolvulaceae.
AAAAAAAAAAAUUCCAGCCUGAAAAAGUUGAGAGCUUCUCUCUCCUGGGAAAAUUUUUCCCAGCUCUUUUGCGCGUACGAAGGCUGGUUCUCCGAUGAUUCGUGGGGUUUAAUCAGGUGGUGAUUCUUGCUGUUCUUGGUCAGGGGUCUUUACUAAUACCAUCGUCCAGACUUGGAUUUGGUUUUAGAAGGAUUACGAGGGCCAAAAAAAAUCGCAGAAACGAGGGUUUGAGCGCAGAUUCACUGUUCACGUCAGCGGUGAUUUGUGGUUUGUUUUUGGGUGUUUCUGUUGGGAACUUCAUCUGAUUACAGUUCCGUGCUCGCCUCUGUAUUUAGACGUUAAUCUGCGGCCAUUCCAUGACUUUUUGGUUCUUUUUAUUCGCAUAAUUUUUUGGAGCUCUGUUUCGUUUGAACUGCUGAGUCGUUUGGUUGUAGGUUCUGUUUAAGUUUGGGUUUCGAGUGUGGACUGUAUCCCAUAUGGUUUGCUUUUGAUUUUCCGAAUUUCAUAGUCAGGACCUACGAUCUGGUUUCUUUUCGGAAUUUUACUGUCAUGUCUGGAAAAAAAUCACAGGUUAUUGGGGAAGCUACCAAGCCAAGGACCACCAGGGCAAGUUUCACAGUCCUGCAGGAUUCUGAUGCUGAAUUCCCUGCCCUGCUGCCAGGACUCUCACUGAAGAAGACAAAAAAGGCAAAUGCUGAUGGAAAAAAUGUUGCUGCUAUUGAACUCCCACCUCCUGGGAAGGUUAUACAAUCUGGACAGAGAGCAAUGACAAUGGUUUUGGACCCAAACGCAGAUGCUGCACAAAGUGGGGUUGUGACCAAUGCUGAAAUCAGGCAUGAAGGAAUUACUGCUGGGGCAGUAAAGACUGGGGCAGUGGUUGUAGCACCUGCUGCUAAGGAUACUGCUGCAGCAGUAAAUGUAGGGGCUAAGACUACAAAUCCCGAACCUUGGAGUGCUCUUUUUAAGGAUAAUCGGGACCCAUCACAUGGUAUCAAACUGAGAUACGUUCCUCCCAAAGGAGCAACUUUGGACUUUGGUGAUCGCAUUUUACCUUCCAUGGUUGAAAUGUGGGGUUUUUGCCUAGUAGGGCACUUUACUGGGAAAUUCCCCGGACUCAAAGCAGUUCAUGAUCUUAGAGCUAAAUGGGGUGUGAAAUGUUUUGUGAAAUCCCACAAUAAGGGAUGGGUAAUCUUUAAAUUCACAAAUGAGGAGGAUAGAAUGAAAGUUCUUCAUGAUGGUCCUUACAUGGUCUUUGGGAAACUCCUUAUGCUCAAAGAACUUUCGGAAGACUUUUCUUUUGAAGAUGAAGAGUUCCUCAAAGUGCCGAUUUGGGUCAAAUUCCCCAAACUACCAAUGAAGCUAUGGAACGAUGAAGCUAUGAGUGAGGUGGCAUCCAUGGUUGGAGUACCCAUAACUACGGACAAGAUCACUAAAGAGAGGAUGAAUAAUGAAUAUGCUAGAGUGCUUAUCGAGGUUGAUGUUUCAAAGCCACCGCCACUCUCUUUUCCUAUACGACUACCUUCAAAAAAGGUAUUCAAUCAAAGUGUGCUUUACGAAACUUUUCCUAAUUAUUGUUUUCAUUGCAAAGAAUUUGGGCAUCACCCAUUUAUUUGCAACAAGCUAUCCAAUUGUGGUGAGGGGGGAAGUAGGGGAAAGGAUAAACAGGUUGUUGCUGUUGAGGAAAUUGAUGAAGUUGGGCUAACUUCUAUCCGGGCAGAAUCUUCCCUUCCAGCCUCGGAAGCUACUGCCAUGCCGGCUUUGGAGCUUGCUGCCACUCCGAAGUUUGAUGCCAUAUCUGAAAUUCAGGGACCUACUGUUGACGUUGUUACAUUAGAUGAACCUGCUUUGACUCAAGCUGCUGCACCAGCUAAUAAUGAUGCUGCCACGGCUAUAACAAAUGGUGUCGAA